GCUGUCAGUGGGGCAACAUGGCGGCGACGUUACCGCUCAGAGGGUUUCAAAAGCGAAAUCUGAGCCCGGCUCGCCGAGGUUUCAGAUCCUCGCCAACGAAAACCGAGAUUUCGUACGGUGCCCUCGGCCUCUGCCUGCCCUCCAGGCUGACUUCCUAAGGCAGACCCUGCCCCAGCCCCCUGCCUUGCCGCCCCGGGACGGGGUGUCCCUGCCUGGGCACUGUUGAUAGGGGGACGGACAGUUGUCGUGGUGGCUGUCCUGUGCCUUGUAGGACGGUCAGCGGCAUCCCGGCAGCUGCUUUCCACUAGAUGCCAGCUCCAUUCCCGUCCCCUUGUGACAACCAACAAGGUCCCUAGACAUUCCCGAGUGACCCGUGGGCAGCAAAGUCGCCACCCCCUCCCCCCCGAACCUUUUAACUAGAGCAAGCCAGGCUCAGGGCCUGUGUCACUGUCACAUGCCUGGCUUCCUGUUUUCCUUCAUCCCUCAAGUGUUGACUCCUUGUAACGAGCAUUUCUUGACCAGCCCAUCGAAAGUAACCCCACCACCAUCCCAUUGCCCUGUUUUAAAACGUUUUUCCAAGCACCUGCCAGUGUUUUGUUUAUCUCUGUGUCUCCUCAGCUUGUACCAGGUCCCCACAAGCGUAAGGUUCAUGGUGACAGGUUCUUAGGUGUCUUGUUCCUGGCCACGCCCCCGCAACUACUGACAGAGCCUGGCACGUGGUGGGGUGGAAGAGAUGGAGCCAUUGCCUGGGAGGCAGACUUGCUGGUGGGGCGUCUGGCAGAGCCAAAGAAACACAGUAACGAGUCCACGCUGCCUCUGUCACUUUGGGGCGAUGUCAUCCCUUCUUGUGUCUCAGUUUCUUCCCCUGUGAAGUGCGAUAACAACAGACCCUGCCACCUGCUCGGGGGGAAGCUUGAUGGAGGAAGGCUGUGGCGUGCCUGGAACACUGCCAUGCACGUGGGACCAUCUGGAAGCUGCGGGUCACAUAUGUAUUCUGAAAGAUGCCUUUGACUUUGAAAGCCCAUCCGAAAUCGCAAACCUCAUCGCGGCUGAGAACGUCGAGGCCGCGCUCGCUCUUCAUCUCUACCGAGGAGGCCGACUUUUACAAGGUCAUGGAAUUCCUUUUGGGGUCAUCUUUGGUGGAACUGAUUUAAAUGAAGACGUGAACCAGGGAGAAAAAAACAAAGUGAUGGGGAAAGUCCUUGAAGAAGCCAGAUUUGCUGUCGCUUUCACAAAGUCAAUGGAGGAAAUGGCGCAAAGGCAGUGGCCGCAUGCUAAGGGUAAGAUCUAUGUCCAGAGUCAAGGAAUUGCAACAGUCCCGAACCCCGCCUUUGACUGGGAUGCCUUCCUUCAGCGCUCAGAGAUUAACCAAAGUGCUGAUAAUUUACACGUGUUUCUCCUGAUAUGCGGACUCAGACAAGUGAAAGACCCUCUCUAUGUGGUGGAUGUGUUCUCAGAAUGGCAUCAGGAAGAGCCCAACGUUUACCUGGUCAUUGUCGGCCCCGAGGUUGAUCCAGUGUUUACAAGGGAAGUAAAAGCUAAAGUAAGGAGGACCGCUGGGGUGCGCCUGAUCGGAGAGAUGCCUCAGGGGGAUCUCCACGCAGUGAUGAAGAGUUGCUUCGUGGUGGUGAACAGCUCCGUCUCUGAAGGCAUGUCAGCUGCCAUUCUGGAGGCCAUGGAUUUGGAGGUGCCGGUUUUGGCGAGGAACAUCCCUGGGAAUGCAGCCGUGGUGGAACAUGGAGUUACGGGGUUACUCUUUUCAGAGCCUCAGGAGUUUGUCCAGCUGGCAAAGAGGCUGGUGAGGGACCCUGCGCUAGAAAAAGAAAUCGUGGCCAAUGGCAGGGAGUAUGUGAGGACCCACCACUCGUGGCAGGCGGAGAGAGACACCUAUCAACGCCUCGUCAGGAUGCUGGAGGGAAGCAGCGGGCACUGAGGGGAACUGCCCGGUGCCCGUCCCCAGCCAGUCUGCGUCCACCAUCAGAUGCAUGGCCUGGGCGAAUCCCCAGAGCAGAGCUCUGGGCCAGCGGCUCCAGUCCACCACAAAUCGAGCCAGUUUCGUUGGAAUCGUAGAUCCCUCAGCUGUAAGGCAGAACCUCAUCUAAAGCACUGUGUGCUCCCAGAUAGCAUCCAGGUGUGUUUACGGGUCAGUCCUGACGGCAUGCAGAAGCUCCUGGGCUCAUCGGGGUGAGGUGGGUACCUGGUUGUAAGGAGAACUGGGGAGAGAAUUGGACUUGCUGCUCCAGGACUGUCUAUGGACAAUAGGGCCCCAUGUAAGCCAUCACAGAGCGGGCACCUCUCCCCCGUCUUCCAAAUGACCUAUAACCCAUCAUUGUUCAAAAAGCAAAAACAAAAACACACACCGACUGAAGGGAGUCCUGCCACAUUUAACAUGGUGCAGCCUCUACAGCAAAUCCGACGCCCUGACAGGCGUGCGGGGGCCCACAGGUUGCACGGGUCUGCUCUCUCCGCACGAGACACAGCGCUGCGAGUGAGGCCACGGGGCACAUCUUACCCUCCAGUUACAGGACCCAAAGAUGGUGGGAGCUCUCUGGGAAAGCAGGCAGCCACCCCUGUGGGCUCCGCCCUCCUCCCCAUCUGAUGUGAGUUGAAAACUGGCUUGGAACAAGGGUCACAUCGCCCGUAGCCUGGAAGACACUCAGUGACCCGAGACCGAGCCUGGGUCUGUGGGUUCGGUGCAGGUGUCCCUUCCCUCCCAGCAUCAGGAGCCAGGACAGGUGUCUAAUGGGUCCAAGCUUCCAGCCCAUCAUAGGACUGGCACUCGGGGCCCGUGGGAUGUUCUCCAGCACACGGUGAGUUCAGCCCAGUGUAGCCGUCACUGGAAUGACGUCCUGGCCGCACCAGCACAGCAUCCCUGAGCACAGCUUUCUCCUCCGCUGGUUGCGCUGGCCCGCGUCGGAUCCUGAAGUCGCUGCAUCCUAGAGGACCUUCUGACAGUGAGUGGGAGUGAGUUGUUCCACGGCAUCAUGUGAGGGAAGCAGUGGGCGUGGGCGGGGAGGAGAGCAGAGAGCCUCGGAGCCUGUUGGAGGAAGGGUUUGUCAGUCUGUUUAGGUGCCACAACUCUGGAGGGAGGAGGGGGGACCUCUCCCUUCUCAGGAGGGUUUGAGGGCUCCUUGCACUCUUUGCUUUCCAACCAUCGUACUCAAAAAUGUAGGCCAAACCUACAUCCUGUUUUUAAAAGAACAAACCUCAAAUUAAACUUCUAAACUCUGAUGACUUCAGGAUGACAACAGCAUGUUUAGAUUCUGUGCCACGUAACAGGACGUGUCAUUCUGCCACCUCGACCUCAGAACAGAGUCACUUUCCAGAAAGGCAGUUAACAGGGACAGCAGACGCUCCUCCCUCCCAGGAUGUGAAGUUCUGCUGAACAGGCCCUCCUUUCGUUGGUGUGUCUCAGGGGCCCUGGGUCAAGGCUCCCCUGUCUGCAGGGAGGGAGAAAUAGAGCCCCCACCCCCGGAGGAUGGCUCCGUCUGAAUCUGGAAUUAGCAAUGCCGCCCGAAGGAGGGAUCCAGUGUCAUCCCGGGUACGUCCAGUGACGCUGCUACUUACAAAAUGCUGGUUGUCUGGAAGCCGACUCUGUUCCUUGUCGGAUGAUGUAGCUGGUUGAGUCCGCUGUACCUCAACAUCAUUAAUUUAUGUCUUGAUGUAAACACGCACAUACCUAACACACUUUGGGGAAGGGCAUGUUGUUAAAUGAAUAAACUCUGUCACCAUCAGCUGUCCAAAAA
This is a messenger RNA of Equus caballus (horse), 3746 nucleotides long. The record is from RefSeq and is a predicted model, not a curated record. NCBI's taxonomy places the organism in Eukaryota, Metazoa, Chordata, Mammalia, Perissodactyla, Equidae.